Messenger RNA from Octodon degus (degu), 587 nucleotides. Its product is annotated as interferon-induced transmembrane protein 3. The record is from RefSeq and is a predicted model, not a curated record. Gene Ontology annotation, cellular component: plasma membrane. Lineage: Eukaryota; Metazoa; Chordata; Mammalia; Rodentia; Octodontidae. Bases 108 to 482 code for a protein of 124 amino acids. The transcript is spliced from 2 exons. Gene Ontology annotation, biological process: defense response to virus; response to interferon-alpha; response to type II interferon.
AACCACCAAGUAGCAGCCCUUCCAGACCCAAGCUCCUCUCCUCUCAUCACAAACCACACUGCUUCAGCCUUCUAGGCUCCCAGGAGGUACACCUGCCAAGCUAGACGAUGCCCAAGGAGGAGUGCGAAGUGGUUGUGCUGGGGGAAACCCGCAGCCCAGCUCCCGAGACCAGGACUGUGAUCAACAUCUCCAGUGACACCCUUGUGCCUGACCAUGUGGUCUGGUCCCUCUUCAACACGAUCUUCAUGAACGCCUGCUGCCUGGGCUUCAUAGCCUUCGCCUACUCCAUAAAGUCUAGGGACAGGAAGAUGGUGGGUGAUGUGAUCGGGGCCCAGAGCUACGCCUCCACCUCCAAGUGCCUGAACAUCAGCGCCCUGGCUUUAAGUAUCAUCCUGACUAUUGUCUUCAUCGUGUUAUAUGCUGCAACCAUCACAGCAAUCAUCCAAAACUUCUCUCAGAUAAGAAAGGAUUCUCAGGGCUAGUAGUCCUGCUGUGUUCUUCCCUCCACAGAUACCCUGAUCCUGGGCUGGGCCCUUCUCUGCACCCCCCACCCUUGAUCAACUGUCCAAAAUUGGGAUCAAUAAAGC